AUGGUAGCUUUCUCCAGAUCAGCCGCCAUUCUCGCGGCUGCCCGGCUCUUGUCCACUGUUGCUGCCGAAAAUGCAACCAAUGUCAACAGUACUAUCAUCCCCGGAGCCUACAUUGUUGAGCUUGCCCCUUCUCAGGAUCAAGAUAGCUUCUACUCUGAGCUUGAGGGCUCGAUCGGCGACACCGUCACAGCCAGCCGGAACCUCACGUUCUCGCUCUUCAAAGGCGUCUCAUUCCGUACCUCAACCUCUGACGAUACUACUUCCGACUCCAUCGCCGCUCUCCCCGGUGUUAUCAACAUCUGGCCUGUCAAGCACUUCGCCGCCCCCGCGCCCAUCGUUGAAUGGACAGGACGCGGGCUUCCACUAAACAAGCGUGCUGACGAUGUCAACAGUGCAUACUCUCCGCAUAUUAUGUCUCAAGUGGACAGACUGCACAAUGAAGGCAUAUACGGCACAGGGCUGAAAAUCGCGGUCAUUGACACCGGCGUUGAUUACACGCAUCCAGCUCUCGGCGGCUGCUUUGGCCCAGGAUGUGUGGUGAGCUAUGGCUAUGAUUUUGUUGGUGACAAUUUUACCGGCGACAACACUCCAGUUCCUGACGAUGAUCCGAGAGAAACCUGCAGAGGCCACGGAACCCACGUGGCGGGUAUAAUUGCAGCUCAGCCCAAUGCUGGAACACCACUAGGUUUCACGGGAGUAUCCCCGAAUGUCACCUUGGGAGCUUAUCGCGUAUUUGGGUGCGCUGGGGAUGCAACCACCUCAGACGUUCUUAUCGAAGCUACUAUUCGGGCGUAUGAAGAUGGUAGCGAUAUCAUAACCGCUUCUCUUGGCUUCCCAAGUGGAUGGGCUCAAGACGCAUGGGCUACGACUGUCUCGCGAAUCGUCGCCGCUGGUGUUCCUUGCACUGUAGCAGCUGGUAAUGAAGCGACUAAGAUGGGAAUCUUCGCUGCAAGUGAUGCAUCAGUCGGGAACGGGGUUUUCUCGCUUUCAUCUGUCGGUAACACCCAACAACCUACCUACAAUAGCGAUACGCAGACAGUAUUCUCACCCGAUGAUCCCGUGAAUGGAGGGUUUUUAAGCUACUUCUCAUCCUGGGGCCCAACCUGGGAGCUAGAAAUGAAGCCUAGCUUCGGCGCUCCAGGUGGCAACAUUCUCUCAACCUACCCAGGCGGCAGCUAUGCCGUUCUCUCGGGAACUUCAAUGUCCACACCCUUCACGGCCGGCGUCUUAGCACUCAUUGCCCAGGUGCGCGGUAUCGAAACUCUUCGCAACCCACAAUUGCUCGAGAUCCUCCUAUCGAGCACCUCAAACGCCAAUAUGCACCACAACUCCCUGCGCGGCACCAAUUUCCCCUGGCUCGCGUCCGUCGCCCAACAAGGCGCCGGCCUGAUCCAAGCACACAACGCUGCAUAUCUCACGACCAUCCUCGACACCUCCAAUAUCGCUCUGAACGACUCAGAUAACUUCGUGUCCGAGAAGACUAUCACCAUUACCAACACUGGCAACGAAGCAGCGACCUACAGCUUCGGCCACCGCUCCGCCAUCAGCAUCUUCGCCCUCUAUGCAAACUCCAUUUUCCGCGAAAGCUACAUGGCCGAGACGGUCGAAGCCUUCGCCAGCCUGACCUUCUCCCCGCCCAGCCUCUCCAUCCCGGCCGGCCAGAAACAAUCCGUGAGCAUAUCCUUCACGGCCCCCGACACCGGCGCGCCUGCCCGCCUCCCCGUCUACUCGGGCUUCAUCACCAUCAACGGGACCCAAGGCGAGAACCUCGCGGUGCCAUACCUGGGCGUCGCCGGCAGCAUGCUAGCCGCCACCGUCAUGAACCCAGCCCAGAUGGACUUCUUCAGCGUCGUGAACGGCGACACCAUAUACGAAGUCCUCAAGGCCGACGUGACAUUCGUUCUCCCCGUGCCCCCGGAAGGAACGCCCACGCUGGCGCCGAACCUCACCAAUGCCCUCGAGCCCGGCCGGCUGCCGGCCCCCGUCGUGAUCCUGAUAUUGGGCUCUCCCCUCCUGCGGGUCGAGAUCGUGCCCAUCGGCGCGUGUGCCGACUGCGAGGUGCAUGACGUGCUGGGCCUCCGCAGCAUCGGGAAUACCGCGGGGAUGCCCACGACGUACAACAGCCCGACGGGACUGACCACCUCGUGGGACGGGCAGCUGGACAGCGGCGCAUACGCGCCAGCGGGGAGAUACAAGAUUGUUGUCAUGGCGCUGCACAUCUUCGGCGACGCGACCAACGCGGAGCAUUAUGAUACCUGGGAGUCGCCCGAGUUUAAUAUUGUCUAUCAGGAUUAA
This is a messenger RNA of Drepanopeziza brunnea f. sp. 'multigermtubi' MB_m1, 2295 nucleotides long. RefSeq lists its product as uncharacterized. NCBI's taxonomy places the organism in Eukaryota, Fungi, Ascomycota, Leotiomycetes, Helotiales, Drepanopezizaceae. Gene Ontology annotation, cellular component: cell wall; membrane. The record is from RefSeq and is a predicted model, not a curated record. Gene Ontology annotation, biological process: proteolysis. Gene Ontology annotation, molecular function: serine-type endopeptidase activity.